This is a messenger RNA of Asterias rubens (European starfish), 3659 nucleotides long. Its product is annotated as RNA-binding protein 25-like. NCBI's taxonomy places the organism in Eukaryota, Metazoa, Echinodermata, Asteroidea, Forcipulatida, Asteriidae. Gene Ontology annotation, molecular function: mRNA binding. The coding region runs from base 155 to 2683 and encodes 842 amino acids. Gene Ontology annotation, cellular component: spliceosomal complex. Gene Ontology annotation, biological process: regulation of alternative mRNA splicing, via spliceosome; mRNA processing. The transcript has 20 exons. The record is from RefSeq and is a predicted model, not a curated record.
CAUCUUUGCAAUUUCUGUGAGGAUUCUACCCUCGCUUUCCCUUGUUAUUUAACGUUUAAAUGGAACGAAUUUCACCAAUUGCUGAGAUGUAAAAUGUCACCUUUGUAGCCGUACACAAGGUUUAAUUGACAGAACUUGAUUGUGCAUCGUCAGUAUGUCGUACCCACCGCCGGGGAAUCCCUUCAUGCCGAGGCCAGGAAUGCCCCGUGGCGUCAACCAAAAUCAAUUCCAACAGUUUGGAGGCAUGCAACCUGGAAUGGCAAUGAAUAUGCAGAUGGGCCUCUUGCCACAGCCCCCAAUCUCCAAGAUGCAGAUGCAUCCGGGCAUGAGACCCAACAUGCAAAGACCUCCAAUGGCAGGACACAGAUUCCAGGGCUUUAUGCAACCCAACCCACGCCAAGGCUUCAAUCCGAACGACAUGACACAGCAACAGCAGCAGCAGCAGCAACAACAACCACAGCAGCAGCAACAGCAGCAGCAGCAGCAGGAUGAUUCGACACCUGGGGGUGACCCUGAGGCCAACGGCGACAAACCUAAAACAACUGUGUUUGUUGGGAACAUUUCAGACAGGGCUCCAGAUGCUCUCAUCCGUUCCAUGCUAUCGAAAUGUGGCUCCUUUUCAAGUUGGAAGAGAGUUCAGGGUGCGUCUGGCAAGCUGCAGGCUUUUGGGUUCUGUGAGUAUGUAGCACCUGAGGCUAGCCUUAGAGCCAUCAGACUGUUACACGACUUGGAAUUAGGAGACAAGAAAUUACUGGUAAAAGUAGACGCUAAAACACGAGUGUUACUGGACGAGUAUCUAGCAGACAAAGGACAGAGCUCUGAGGAUCUAGAUGACGAGACCCAAGGCGAAGACUCCAAUGUCAAAGGUCAAGUUGAUCGACUCAUCAUCGACUACAAACAUGCACUCACCAAGCCACAAGAUGAAUCGUCCCAGUCACAGCAGCAGCAGCAGUCGCGAAGAGACACCGAUCAAAGGGACUCAAAGGAACCUAAGAAGACUAGUAAGAAGGAGAAUAUUCAGGAUCUGAAUAACAUUGAGGAAGACAAACGUCACAUCAUCAGUCGUGAGAUCGAUCGCUUCAGAGAUACUUACAAGGCUGCUGAAGACAGAGAGAAAGAGCGACUGGCAAAGGAGCAGCGACAGAAAGACCGUGAGUCCAGACGCGAUAAAGACAAAGACAGGGUCCGCGACAAGUCCCGCGAUAAGUCCAGGGAACGUGAUAAGGAGCGGGAGAGAGAGCGCGAUAAGGAGCGGGAACGGGAACGAGAGCGACGGGAUCGCGACAGGAGGGACGCCCUCAAGGAGAAGGAGAGGGAGGAAAAACGAGAUAGGGAUCGGAGACAAGAACGAGAUAGGGAACGCGAAAAGGAGAGAGACCGGGAAAAGGAGCGCGAGAGGGAGCGUGACAGAGGUCGAUCCCGCGAACGAGAGAGUCGGGGAGACCGCGACCGGAGUGACCGCGACCGGGAACAUGACAGGGACAGGUUCGAUGAAGAGGAGGAGUUCGAGAGAAGAAAGCUGGAGAGGAAGCUUCGAGAGAAGGAAGAAGCCUAUCAGCAGAGACUGAAAGCACGCGAAGCGCGUGAACGCAAACGCAGCCGGGAGUACGAGAAGCUGCGAGAGAAACAGGACAUGGAAAGGUCCGAGAUGGAGAGGGAAGCCAAGAGGUUGCGAGAGUUCCUUGAGGACUAUGAUGAUGAGAGAGAUGACCCCAAAUACUAUAUGGGGAGUGCCUUGGAGAGAAGGCGCAAAGAGAGGGAAAAGGAGAUCGAUGGCGAUAAUCGAGACCGGAGACGGGAACGAGAGGAAUUGGAAGAAAUCAAACGUAAACUUCUGGAGGAGGGACACGACAAUGUGGAAGAAGAAAUGGAAAAGCUUGAGCAAGAGAGAGAGAAGCACAGGUUACCCCAGCUGGCACUGAUUCCAAUCAAGGAGGAUAAACCCAAACUAGAGCCAACGAUGAAGCCAUUGGAUGGUGUGGAAGAAGCUCACCAAGAACCCAUUGUGCAGCAAGCAGCAGCAAUCAGACAAGGUCCCCGCACCCCAGAGUCAUCUUCAGAUGGUAGCCCUGAACCUCUAUCAAUGAACUCUGCAGAAGAAGGGGAGUCUCAGAAGGAGCAACACAAGCCCAGGAUUAGCUUCGGCGGUCUCAAGCUAGUGGGGGCCAACGACCCGCAGCUCUCCGCUGCCGCUAAACGCAAGAAGCUGAGUAUCGUCGAAGCCUUCAACCAGGACGAGGACCCGACAGACCUCGACAAGAAGAGACGGAAACUUGUCCCUAUCGACUACUCGGAGGAAGAGAUGAAGGCCGUCGGUCAGUCUCAGGCCAUCGCCUCGGCCGCCGAGGAGAAGAGGAAGACCAUCAAGAAUCUGAUUGAGAAGAUCCCAACGGCGAAGGAGGAGCUUUUCAGAUAUAAAGUGGACUGGCCGGUCGUUGAUGAGUCAUUAAUGGAGAGACGAAUCAAGCCUUGGAUUAACAAGAAGAUAGUAGAGUACAUCGGUGAGGAGGAGGCGACACUGACGGAAUUCAUCUGCUCCAAGCUCCUGGCUCACAGCUCAGCAGAGAGCAUCUUAAGUGACAUCACUAUGGUUCUUGACGAAGAAGCAGAAGUUUUCGUUGUCAAGAUGUGGCGGUUGCUCAUCUAUGAAGUCGAGGCCAAGAAGCACGGCUUGGUCAAAUGACAACCAACCAGCUCCGAUUAGUACCUAUACAAUUAAGCCACAACAAAAAUGGCUAACUGGUGGCGACAUCGGAGCUAUCAAUUUUUAACACGUGGGUACAAUAUGAAGGAUACACAGCCUUGUAGGUGACCGCCUUGAACCUUAAACAUUGAGAGAUUGCUGUACAUUUCAUACAAGUACAUAAUGAAUUUGAGGCUGGUCACAUUAUGAAGGUUGGUUGCCACGGCAAGAGGUCGGACUGAGAUUUUUAUUGGUGAGAUGCAGUCUCGAAAGAAACUCCUUGAACUUUUAGAUAAACCAUAUAAAUUGUUACCUGUAGUGCACAGCCACAAUCAUGGUACACUUUUUGUUACAAAGACACUGAAUGAGCAACAGAUAAAUACUGAGUAACUCUAUGCAGAUCUUGUAUUCGAAAAACUCAAUCACUUUUUGUUCAUCAUUGACACAGCGAUCGUUGAUUGAUAUAUGAAUAACAAUGUGAUAACUGCUACAUGAGUGGUUUUCAAACUGUUCGUAAAAUCAACAAAAAAUCAAUGUGCACCCAUUAUUGUGGCUGCCCACUGUAGGAUAAGAGCACAUUGGCCAACAGAGAGUGCAACUCUCACAUCACUUUUUUGUCCUUAUUCAUGAAAAAACUUUUGUGACAAUUCUAUCAUGGUUUUUAAGUCGUAGCUUAGAAGAUCUUUCAACAGCCAAAGAUUGAAAUGUAAAAGUGUUUAAUUAUGGUUUUCUGAAGACCCCCCCCUCUCCCCCACCACCCGGACUCAAAUUUAGGGGGUUAACCCACAAGACUGCCAGGUUUCUAGUGUAAAAUGUUUACUUGAACGGAAUUUAUUUUACAAGGCAAGAAUUAAUGAUAAAAAACCUCGAACGCAGUUUAGCAUAUGUCAACUUUCUCUAUAGUAAAUAAUAAUAAUAAUAAUAAGACUUGUAAUGCGCACAUAUCCACCCUGCUGGGUGUUCAAGGCGCAGAAUA